AUGAUUCAGAACCUGUCCACCGUAGCCAGCUUCAAGAUGGAACCCAGCUGCGAAGACAUCGCCCGAGUUAGUUACACCAACUUCGGGGUCAGCCUUUUCAUCCUCCUCGGCAUCCUCAUCUCCUACCUUCCACAGCACAUUCGCAUCAUCCGCCUGCGAUCCUCGUACGGGUUGUCGCCAUACUUCGUUCUGCUAGGCACCACCAGUGGCACCUGCGCGUUCGCAAACAUCCUCGUAUUGCCCAAGAGCCGUGCUGAUAUCGCUUGCUGCCGUGAAGUCGACGAAUUUGCAUGUCUGGCUGGAUUGCUAGGCAUCGCACAGGUGGGCGUGCAAUGGAGUUGUUUCACCGUCAUCCUCCUGCUCUUCCUCAUCUUCUUCCCUCGUUCCUCACCCCCGCUCGACGAUGAUCAAGAUUCACCACCAAAAGACCCUCUGGCUCCGUCCUAUCGCACCGCGCUGACCGUCACGGCCAUUUCAGUCAUGCACGCCGCGAUCAUUGCGAUUCUGAGUUUCUAUUUCGUCUACGCACGGCCCGAACAUGCGCAAGCCUGGGCGAAUUUCCUCGGAAUCUUCUCCACCGCCCUAGCCUCUAUCCAGUACUUUCCCCAGAUAUAUACCACGUAUACGCUGAGGAGGGUCGGUAGUCUAAGCAUACCUAUGAUGUGCAUACAGACGCCCGGCAGUUUCGUGUGGGCAGGAAGUCUAGCAACCCGCCUAGGAAGUGAAGGAUGGAGCGCGUGGGGAGUAUACCUUGUCACAGGGUGUCUGCAGGGCACCUUGCUGGUGAUGGGAUCUUAUUUUGAAAUUAUGCACCGAAGAAAGGAACGGAAGCAUCUGCAAGCAAGGAUGGCGCAUGAAAAUGCUAGCAUGGACGGCGAAGGUGAACUUCCGGGGUAUUCAGAAGAGACGCCUUUACUCAGAGCCGAAGAUUGA
This is a messenger RNA of Rhinocladiella mackenziei CBS 650.93, 933 nucleotides long. RefSeq lists its product as uncharacterized. The record is from RefSeq and is a predicted model, not a curated record. The transcript has 3 exons. NCBI's taxonomy places the organism in Eukaryota, Fungi, Ascomycota, Eurotiomycetes, Chaetothyriales, Herpotrichiellaceae. The coding region runs from base 1 to 933 and encodes 310 amino acids.